Westerdykella ornata is the source of this 1596-nucleotide messenger RNA. RefSeq lists its product as uncharacterized. The record is from RefSeq and is a predicted model, not a curated record. Bases 311 to 1450 code for a protein of 379 amino acids. NCBI's taxonomy places the organism in Eukaryota, Fungi, Ascomycota, Dothideomycetes, Pleosporales, Sporormiaceae. The transcript has 4 exons.
UGGUUUUGGGAAUAGGGCGAGCGUCGAUGUCAUUUUCGGCACUAAUCUAGACUUGAGUAUGUUGCCACGGGACGCAAGCACUCGGCUGUCCGCUGACUGCAGUACAUAUUGGAAAUAUGGCGUCGAUGACAGUGAAUUGGAGAGAAUCGUAUAUGUGAGAAGGACCUUGAGAAAACCCGAUACCACAUACGCUAACGGUUGACGUGUUUCAGAGUACAACAGAAGGGUCAUCGUUCUCCCAAACGGAAAGAAGUUUUAAAGUCUUGUAUGUGCAGUGGCAUAUUUGCUAACUGCUUGUGUGUUGUCACUUAUGAAAACCCUCAGUUUUAUCGAUUCCACCAAUGCUCCCGGCCCAUGGGCUCUGGCCAACUUCGCCAUACGAUCAACAACUUUAUCAAUUCUUCAGAAGGCAGGACUCUCGAGUUUGCUCAUGUCGAACAUCUACUCGUCCGAAGAGUUCUGGGCAAAAAUGGGGAAUCAAAGAUUUCUGCAUCGUGGUGACAAAGGUCAAUUAGCUUCUUUUGGGAUGUGCUAUCGCUAUCUAUGCGGUUGGGAUGUAGGAGUGAGCUUCACCCAAUUCAUUCGCACGCGCGGCGAGGUGACAUAUUUCUGCAUUAACUACCCCUCGCGAGCUCGCGAGAAAUUGGAAGCAUACCUACGUCAGCAUCCGAGCUACGCGUAUCGUGAGUUCUUCAUAGACGCGGUUGCAGCAAAUGACUGCUUCAAGGGCUGGCAGUUGGUUGUUGGCGAACGACGAGAAUCACUCUUGUAUCUUGAAAGGAAAUAUGCCGGCGAUACAAAUAUCGACUUCAACCUCGCUACCAGACAAUUGCAUGAUCUGUCGAAAGACUGGUACACUCUGGAGCAGGACAUCUGGGCCUACAAUUCGCAAAUCAGAUUUCUGAAAGAAUCGCUCGAUAUAUACCUCUCCAAGCUUAGCGACCCGUCAGUUGACUGGAUGGUGGACAAAUUCUCGACCACGGGCGAAUCUUUUGAAGUUCUGCAGUCUCAAGCUGAGAGCCUGUCGCGAUGGAUUACGGUAUAUCGCGAGCGAACCGCCGUCCAAAUAAAUCUGCUCUUCAACCUCGCCAGCCAGCGCGAAUCCCACACCAGCACCGAAAUCGCCCAGUCCACCGCAAAAGUAGCCGAGCAAACCCAACGCGAUUCCUCGUCCAUGAUCACCAUUGCAGCCGUGACUAUGGCGUUUCUACCGGGGACCUUCAUCUGCGCAAUCCUCAGCACCACGUUCUUUGAUUUCGGCGUCGACGGGCUUAGUGUCUCGAGACAGUGGUGGAUUUUACCUGCCACGACGAUCCCUCUUAUGAUUGUGGUGUUUGCGGUGUGGCUUGGGUGGCAGCAUCUGAGAUUUGCCAAUGUUAGGGAUGAGCAUACUGGGAAACCGGAGAAGUAUGCUGCUGCAAACUCUGCUACUGGAGAGUACAAUGCGUAGAAUAGAGUCGGUUAAGAAGAGUAGGGUAAGCGAACUUCUAUAGGUUUCGUGUUUCAAUCUUUCUAAGAGCCAUCUUACCUUCCGCGCUUUUAAUAAACAUGGCGAAGACAAGUCGAACACCAGGUGUUGUGUUGACAUUAGCUGGU